GGUCGAUAAUGCCGAAGAAAAGCAGUUGCUGAUGAUGCCACCAUGGCGAGAGUGGUUGUGCGAGGUGUGACGACAGCAAUGGGCAUGCGAGAAAGACGAUAUACCCACGAUCUGGGAACGACUAGGACGGUCCGCACGCACAUUGGCGCACGGCAUGGCAUAGUGGUGACUGCGAUGAUGAAGGCCCACCUCCGCGAGGAUGAAACGCAGACGACAAUGCCGUCGGCGCUGAUGACGAUGAUGAUGAUGGUGAUGAUGAUGAUGAUGGUGAUGAUGAUGAUGAUGAUGAUGAUUAUGGCGAGAACGACGGUGAAGCUAACCGCCAUGAUCACGACAAUGAUGACGAGGAUAAUGACGCGGCAGUCGAUCCACGAUGACGUCGUUCACCGUGACGUGGCGACGAUACCGCUGCUGGCAGAGGCCGUGCUCUCGCCCUCCAUCAAUUGGCACGAGCAACUUGUGUUCUUCAAUUUGUAGUUCGUGCGAGUGCAGCUGUGGUCGCCGGUGUGAAUAUGGUCGGCAGGGCGGCCCGAAGCAUGCUAUUGUGAA
Chara braunii is the source of this 549-nucleotide messenger RNA. The record is from the annotation of a GenBank genome assembly. Lineage: Eukaryota; Viridiplantae; Streptophyta; Charophyceae; Charales; Characeae.